Messenger RNA from Thalassophryne amazonica, 4717 nucleotides. RefSeq names its product sorting nexin 2 (gene snx2). The record is from RefSeq and is a predicted model, not a curated record. Gene Ontology annotation, cellular component: endosome; endosome membrane. Gene Ontology annotation, biological process: early endosome to Golgi transport. Gene Ontology annotation, molecular function: phosphatidylinositol binding. NCBI's taxonomy places the organism in Eukaryota, Metazoa, Chordata, Actinopteri, Batrachoidiformes, Batrachoididae.
UGUUUGUCACAUGACUGAGCCGGGCGCCUCCUGCCUCCUCCUCAGUGCGCUCCUCCUCGCCGUCGGUGUGGUUCCUCAGUCCCGGCUGUUUCUCGGUGCAGGAGCCGCAGAAAGGCGCGCAGAUGGCGGACGCGGUCAGAGAGCUUCCCGCGCAGCACAGCGACUUCCAGGAACUGGAGGAGGACGAGGAGCUGUUCCCGGAGCAGGAGACAGAACCGGCCGGCGUGCCCUCUGAAGUCAUUGGCAGCAGCUCUAAUGGACCCAAACCGGUGUUGUUCGACGAUGACCCUGAUGACCUGUUUGCUGAGGCCACGGAGGAGGUUUCGUUGGACAGCCCCGAGCGGGAUGUCCUGCUGUCUGACGGCCCGUCACCCGCCAUCACCCCCAUCACCCCUCCCACCUCUGUCAUCACGCCUCGCAUUGGCCACGCCCACAAUGAUAUGUUCACGCACUCCUCCUUCGAUGAGAUCGAGGAGGACGAAGCGGCCGAUUCCUUCGACAUGCAGAUUCGGUGUCUGACCCCGAGAAGUCGGUAUUCCCGAACAUGUGGUACGGAUUUGGUGACGUGUGAAUUUGGUUCUUCAGGAAUGACGAAGGUGAAGGUGGGGAAGGAGGACCAGUCGUCUAACGAGUUUGUGGAAAAGAGGCGGUCGGCGCUGGAACGGUACCUGAUGAGGACAGUGAAGCAUCCCGUCCUGCUGAAGGAUCCAGACGUGCUGCAGUUCCUGGAGAGCUCCGAGUUGCCGCGGGCCGUUAGCACGCAGGCGCUGAGCAGCGCGGGGAUUCUGCGGAUGGUCAACAAGGCCGCUGACGCCGUCAACAAGAUGACCAUCAAGAUGAACGAGUCUGACGCUUGGUUUGAGGAGAAACAGCAGCAUUUUGAGAAUCUGGACAUCCAGCUGAGGAAACUUCACGCCAGCGUGGAGUCUCUGGUGUGUCACAGGAAAGAGCUCUCAGUGAACACGGCGCUGUUCGCCAAGUCGGCGGCCAUGUUGGGGAACAGCGAGGACCACACGGCUCUGUCCCGCGCGCUGUCACAGCUGGCCGAGGUGGAGGAGAAGAUCGACCAGCUCCACCAGGACCAGGCCAACGCCGACUUUUACCUCUUCUCUGAACUGCUGGGUGACUACGUUCGCCUCAUCACAGCCGUCAAGGGCGUGUUUGAUCACCGCGUGAAGACGUGGCAGAAGUGGCAGGACAGUCAGAUCCUCCUGCAGAAGAAACGAGAAGCUGAAGCUAAACUCCAGUGCACCAACAAACCCGACAAACUGCAGCAGGCCAAAGACGAGAUCAAAGAGGAGAUCGAGGAGCUGGAGGGAAAAGUCCAACAAGGAGAACGAGACUUUGAGCAAAUCUCCAAAACCAUCCGCAAAGAAGUCGGCAGGUUCGAGAACGAGAGAGUGAAGGACUUUAAAAACAUCAUCAUCAAAUACCUGGAGUCCCUCGUUCAGACACAACAGCAGCUGAUAAAAUAUUGGGAGGCCUUUUUACCCGAGGCCAAGGCCAUCUCAUAAAGACCACAUCCACCACGACGGGCUCCGGCCAGAUUACCCACAAUGCACCUGUCCUCCUGUUUACACUGAGAAGAGAGGGGGCGAAUCAGCAAAAAAAGGAAAAAAAAAACAAAAAACAAAAAGCUGUUUUUGUGGUGAUUCUGUUUCUGAACUUCGUGUUGCGUUCAAGUCCGCUAAGAAUAAAACCGAGCUUUUCCUAAUUUUUACAAACCCCACAAUGACAAAAAACAACAAACAAAACCAGACUCACAACUUAGCGUUCUUGUCAUGCUUACUGUCGACGGUACGCUAACGUCAGCGAUACGCGAGACCUUUGCCAUCUCCGUCCCCAGAUCCACCAACAGGCCUUCCGAAAACCCACAGCCAACAUUAUCACGUAGGACGGUCAUAUUUGAGCUAACAUUCACCGGUGUAGGCUCUGCUAGCCAUUCCCGCCACCACCACGUUAAUGCACCAAUAAAUGCCACCUGCACUGACAGUCAAUGUGAAGCUUUAAAAUCCAACCGUUUAUUGAAUCUAUUUAAAGUCAAGUUGUUCGAACCAAGAAAGCACUUCAGUACCUCCACCACGUGAUGGCACUCUAGCGCUGACAUCGUUUGAGUCCGUGUGACUUCAGGUCCAGGUUCACAUUAACGUGGGUGUGAUGGCAGCAAUAUCAAAGACCGUCAGAGCAAACGGAGACCUGGUCUUCAGAGGUCGAAUCAGAAGUCUCUUUUUCCCACAUCUCAGAAAAAGUAAAAUAUUUGCUGACGGAAUCUAAAGUUUGUGUUAGUUUGUAUCUGUGACAUAUAUAUAUAUAUAUAAAAAAAAAAAUCUAUGUGACCUUUUAAAUGUUGCAACAUGUUUUUUGUUUGUUUUCUUGCCUGUAUCUUGAGCGCUAACUGAGCUAGCACUUACACAAAAACUAAAACCGUCCAAAUCUACGAAAUGUAAGGUCAAAUGAUCACUUGGACAUGAGGGUUCAGUUAUUUAAUUGUUGCAAUUGUUUUGUUUUUAAAUACGCCUGGUGGGCAGAGCUUAGUGAAAUCAUUGACGUAAUUGUUUUUGCUUCGAUAACUAGAACAAAGACAUGCAACGUAAAUAUUGAGGUAGCAGAGUUACGUUUCACCAAAGUAAAGAUUUGACCUUUGACCCAGACCUUUCACAGUGACCUUCAGAAUUAAAGCCUUUUCUUUUUCCCAUACCAGUUCAUUAUUAUAAAAAUCCCCGUAAUUCUAGACAAGGGUCUCACACGUGCCUUCUAGCAAGCUCUAGCCUAGAUGUCGCUGAGUUUUUCUCUAUUCCAUUCUACCGAUGUGAUCGUAGAAACGACAGACUGAUGCCGUGGCAGCUUGUUUGUCACGAGGGUCUUGGUGGCUUCCUUCACUCGGUUUUUGAGGUCAGCCUGCUCGAGUCACAUGAAUCAAACCGUCACACUCCUUACGUGUCCUUAUGAUUAAAUGAACUCGGAGAAAAAUGCUACAUGUAAAAUCUUUUCCAGGAAGCGUUGGCGGAAUAGCGAGGCAGUGGCUCGGUUUCGGUCUCUCUAUUAGUUUGAUGGAGUUUUAAUUUGCUUACUCGUUCACUAAAAUGACCUCAUCGGCGUCUGAAUAUUUAUGGACUCUUUUUGGCGCAACUUUUAGUCAUGUGGUAACAGAUUCUGACACUCUGAUUGGAAGCAGAGUUUAUUAGUCUCCGCCCUCUUCGUUGUGUUAGCAGUUCCGUCUUUCCAUUUUUUAAUUUUAAAUUUUUGUGUGUGUGUGUGUGUGUGUGUGUGUGUGUGGCGGUAAACCGCCUGACUGUACGACCAGCUGUGGCGUUGUUUCAGGACGAGUUGACGUGUUGAGUCGCGUCACUGACUACGCCCUCUCAGGUGUUGCUGUAUGAUCGUCAGUGAAGGCAACACUUUCCCCUUCCGAACUCUUUGGACCAAUGAGGUUGCACAAUGCAGUUUAGAAGUCUCCGUGCUGGGCGGCGUCUUGUUUGUCCGGGCACUAUGAUGCAUACAUGUCUGUGAAGGACACCAUCGUGGAACCAAACACAAGCUCCGGUUUGGGUUCCUCACUCAAAACCAACAAAAUACCAUGCACAUCUCACCUUUGACCCUUGACCUUAUAUUAGCCACAACUGCAUGCUGGAGGUCAUCUGAUGUCUGCAUACUUCUGACUGGUUGAACAAAUCUGAUAAGUAGCUGUGAAUGGUGGAUAAGCAGGUGGGUAACCGCUAACCAGUUGGGGGGGCAAAAACAAGACGUACGGUUGCCUGUGGUUAUGAUCAGAUGGGAGGAGUGGUUCUGAUCUGGGUGUUUGGUGUUCAGCCUGGCUGAGUUCUGCUUCAUGAAACCCAACCAGAAAACGAAGUCUGUGUUGGACGCCAGCUUUGUCUUGAUACCACAGCGCCACCGUCUGGUAAACUCAUGUAACAGACUAGAAGAGCACUCAGAAAACCCUGAGCGCAGACCAGCGCUGAUUGUCAGAGCUGGAAGUCCAGAUAAAAAGGCGACUGCAUAGAAAUAAAAACAAUCCAGGAUCCACAUCUGCUGCUGGAACUUUUUUCUUUGAUCCCAGAGGGACCCGUCUGGCAAACGGGUGUCGUCCUGACAAAAAUAAAACUGGGCCAAAAACUUUAAUUUCCUUAAGAGUGAACACUAUGUCCAGCCGGUCCUGCAGGGGGCGCUGUUUCUUCAGUGAAUUGAUUUCAACCAGUUUGAUGAAGGUGAGUCAGACUGAAUUAGUUUCACAGCUGCAUGCGUGCUCAACGGCAACGUUUUAUUUUGAAGUAAAACGCCUUCACGGUGGAAGAGGUUAAUAUUUGUCCGGUAAAUUACAUCAGGCGAUGACUUUUAUUUUGAAGGGCUGUACCAAAAGACGCUUCCGUUAUUAAUUGUUCCAUAAUUAUCACUGAUGUAAUUUCUGUCUCAUUUAUUGAUAAAAAUCGGGAAUCUGUUGGAGAAGCUGUGAUGUCACAAAAUGUCUCUCACAAUAAAACUGGACUUUUUAAAAUCACUGUUAAUCCAAAACACUGUAAUAUGACAUUGUACCCCCCCUCCCCCGCCCGAUUUUAUUUAAUUUGUUGCCUAAUGAUGUGCAAUGUUUGAGAUUUUUUUAUCUUUUUUUUUCUGUGAAUGAACAAAUGCUUUUUCUGAUCAGAUUUUUUGUUUUUUAUUUUUGAUGUAACAUUCCUGCAGAUGUUUGACUUUAAUUCAAAUAAAAUAAUGUAUCUCA